Moneuplotes crassus is the source of this 1629-nucleotide messenger RNA. The record is from the annotation of a GenBank genome assembly. NCBI's taxonomy places the organism in Eukaryota, Ciliophora, Spirotrichea, Euplotida, Euplotidae.
AUGGAUGCAAAAAGCUUAAAUAUUUCCCACAUUUCUUUAGAGGAAAAAGAGAAUCUUACAGAAUAUCAACCUACAAAGCUCCUUAAUUGAGUCACUGAGAGAAAGCAUAAUACUAGAUAUAUUGAGAAAUUGAAUUCUGAGAAUAAUUCGGAUAGGAGUGAGAUUAUUGACAAAAAACUCUCUACCCAACUUAUUCCAUUUACUGACUUGCUGAAUAAAAAUCCAGAAUAUGAGUCUACAAAAGAGCUAAGCAUUAGCGAGGUACCUAUAAAAGGAACAACGCCUAUCCAAUUCAAUGUCGAAGACUGCUCUUCCUCUGUUUCAUAUCAAAAACUCCAGGAACUCUCAAAAUCAAAAGUCCAGAUCCCCCAACUCGAUUCCAGACUUCUCGCCACCAGCACUGGUGGCACGAGAUCAAAGAUGCACUACCUCUCCAAAUACAAAUCCCAAGAAAAGGCUCCUAAAUAAACUUGAACAGAUCUACGCUCCUCGGCGUGACUACCCCCCUGCUUUCAAAAAGUACAUCUCUUCUACCGACCAGCCCCAAAACUCUAGAACGGAGAGUUACUUCAGACCAGACACUUCUGAAAUUAACGAUAAUAGCUGUAUCAGGUCUGAACGGAAGUACAAUCUAGACCUCACUUAUACAGAGAAAUCUUCGUUUGUAAUCCCAGGCGGAAAUUCUUAUUCCAGCUUAGAAGAAGGAAAUUCUAUAGAAUGGAAAAGAGAGCAGACUUGGAGGGGGUUUAGGACUGGUUUUGGAGUUGAAGACGUAAUUAAAGAUCAAGAAGCAGCCCUUGAAAUAUACGAGUCAAAAGAACAGUCUUUGAAAGAAGAAAACCCAUAUCCAGAGAACAAAAUAGAGGAAAUUGAGGUCAAACUUGAACAGAAGUCUGAGAAACCUAAAGUUAUCGAUUACUAUGACUAUGAGUCAAAGCCUGUGUUUAAGACAGAAUCUACUACUAUUACAUCCACACGGACCAAUAAGAAUUUCGAGCCGCUAACUGAAAGAAUUGAAAAUGAAAAGUUGAAUGAGGUAGAUAUCUCUGGUGAAGAUCAAGCUACUGCACCAAAGAAUUCUUCUUGAAAGAACCUUUCGAAGGAAGAUUUAGAUGACAAUCAGGAGAUUUCAAUCCUUAAUAACCUAAAAGAUAAUUCGGAGUCAGUCGAUCCUUCUUUUGUCAACAAGGAAAAAUUCGGAUGCACAAUAGACGAAUCUAGUGACUCUGAUUAUGACUGAGAGCCUGACUUUGAAACAUAUAUUGAUGUCCCAAGUACUGACUUUAUCGGAUGAGAACUUCCUUGAGAUAUGUCCUCACCAAAACUACUGUCGGAGGUUGAGUCGGAUAUUGAAAAUUUAAGUACUUUUUAUCCCGUUUCUGAAAUCAUUACAAAGACAAAGACUCAAGAAAGUAUGAUUAAUGCAUAUAGAGCAAUCCUAGGAAAGCAAAUAGAGCUAUCUCAGGCUCCAGAUUCAGAAGAUUCUAUUUGCCAAGAUAAAAAAUGGAUUAAAAAUGAUAAUCAUAUAAUCAGCAAGUGUAUGUCACCUUUCUCUGCUUCAAAAUGAGAUGAAGAAAAGGAGAACCAAUUCGUAAUCUAAAACAUUAAUUUUCAGUUAGAUUUUUAGCA